Lethenteron reissneri (Far Eastern brook lamprey) is the source of this 9765-nucleotide messenger RNA. RefSeq names its product mucin-2-like. NCBI's taxonomy places the organism in Eukaryota, Metazoa, Chordata, Hyperoartia, Petromyzontiformes, Petromyzontidae. Gene Ontology annotation, biological process: visual perception. The record is from RefSeq and is a predicted model, not a curated record.
UGCUGUUGAUAUCUCACUGACUAGCUACCCGCAAAAAGGAUCUCCAGCAUCCGUUUUGAUUUCGUGGGGAAGAGGCGUUGUUCGAUUUAAUAUUUCUCUGCCCAUCAUCGCUCACGUCUCAAGCGCCCGGUGUUUCAAGUCGAGAAACUGCAGCAACGUCUGUUGCCCUUGUGUGGCAUUGCAGAUUCAUCUGGUGUUGCUGCACAACGCGAAUAAAGAAAUAUGAAGGCGAUCGAAGUAUUCGGGCUCUACAUCGCGUUCAUUAUUUUGCCUCUUGGACACUUGCAAAACACAACAAUUUCUCCAUCUGCAAAUGUAACUAAUAGCAACUCCACCGAAGCAUCAACACAGUUCAAUACAUCCUUAUCAUUUCUUCCAAACAAUGAAACUUUGAAUGCUACAUCUGCCGCACCUGUAAAUGGUUCAGCAGUAGCCAUCACAACGUCGCCAGCGACAUCUUUACAACCCAACGGAACGGUGACAUCAAAUAUUUCAGCUGUGAACAGUUCUAUAGAAACAUCCACAUCAUUAAAUGCAACUUCUGCACCAUCAAGCCCGUCUCCCAAUGGAAUUGUGAACGAGACCUCCCCUACUCCUCCAUCAGCACCGGCUCCCAACGGAACGGUGAACGAGACCUCCCCUACUCCUACAUUAGCACUGGCUCCCAAUGGAACAGUGAACGAGACCUCCCCUGCUCCUCCAUCAGCACCAGCUCCCAAUGGAACAGUGAACGAGACCUCCCCUGCCCCUCCAUCAGCACCAGCUCCCAAUGGAACAGUGAAUGAGACCUCCCCUGCCCCUCCAUCAGCACCAGCUCCCAAUGGAACAGUGAAUGAGACCUCCCCUGCUCCUCCAUCAGCACUGGCUCCCAAUGGAACAAUGAACGAGACCUCCCCUGCCCCUCCAUCAGCACCAGCUCCCAAUGGAACAGUGAAUGAGACCUCCCCUGCCCCUCCAUCAGCACCAGCUCCCAAUGGAACAAUGAACGAGACCUCCCCUGCCCCUCCAUCAGCACUGGCUCCCAAUGGAACAGUGAACGAGACCUCCCCUACUCCUCCAUCAGCACCAGCUCCCAAUGGAACAGUGAAUGAGACCUCCCCUGCCCCUCCAUCAGCACCAGCUCCCAAUGGAACAGUGAAUGAGACCUCCCCUGCCCCUCCAUCAGCACCAGCUCCCAAUGGAACAGUGAAUGAGACCUCCCCUGCCCCUCCAUCAGCACCAGCUCCCAAUGGAACAGUGAAUGAGACCUCCCCUGCCCCUCCAUCAGCACCAGCUCCCAAUGGAACAAUGAACGAGACCUCCCCUGCCCCUCCAUCAGCACCAGCUCCCAAUGGAACAGUGAAUGAGACCUCCCCUGCCCCUCCAUCAGCACCAGCUCCCAAUGGAACAGUGAAUGAGACCUCCCCUGCCCCUCCAUCAGCACCAGCUCCCAAUGGAACAGUGAACGAGACCUCCCCUGCCCCUCCAUCAGCACCAGCUCCCAAUGGAACAGUCAACGAGACCUCCCCUGCCCCUCCAUCAGCACCAGCUCCCAAUGGAACAGUCAACGAGACCUCCCCUGCCCCUCCAUCAGCACCAGCUCCCAAUGGAACAGUGAACGAGACCUCCCCUACUCCUCCAUCAGCACCAGCUCCCAAUGGAACAAUGAACGAGACCUCCCCUGCUCCUCCAUCGGCACCAGCUCCGAAUGGAACAGUGAAUGAGACCUCCCCUGCCCCUCCAUCAGCACCGGCUCCCAACGGAACAGUGAACGAGACCUCCCCUGCUCCUCCAUCAGCACCGGCUCCCAAUGGAACGGUGAACGCGACAUCUGCCCCUCCAUCAGCACCAGCUCCCAAUGGAACAGUGAAUGGUACAUCCCCUGCCCCUCCAUCAGCACCAGCUCCCAAUGGAACAAUGAACGAGACCUCCCCUGCUCCUCCAUCGGCACCAGCUCCGAAUGGAACAGUGAAUGAGACCUCCCCUGCCCCUCCAUCAGCACCGGCUCCCAACGGAACAGUGAACGAGACCUCCCCUGCUCCUCCAUCAGCACCGGCUCCCAAUGGAACGGUGAACGGGACAUCUGCCCCUCCAUCAGCACCAGCUCCCAAUGGAACAGUGAAUGGUACAUCGUCUGCCCCUCCAUCAGCACCAGCUCCCAAUGGAACAGUGAAUGAGACCUCCCCUGCCCCUCCAUCAGCACCAGCUCCCAAUGGAACAGUGAACGAGACCUCCCCUGCUCCUCCAUCAGCACCGGCUCCCAAUGGAACGGUGAACGGGACCUCCCCUACUCCUCCAUCAGCACCGUCUCCCAAUGGAACAGUGAACGAGACCUCCCCUGCUCCUCCAUCAGCACCGGCUCCAAAUGGAACGGUGAACGGGACAUCUGCCCCUCCAUCAGCACCAGCUCCCAAUGGAACAGUGAACGAGACCUCCCCUGCCCCUCCAUCAGCACCAGCUCCCAAUGGAACAGUGAACGGUACAUCCCCUGCCCCUCCAUCAGCACCAGCUCCCAAUGGAACAGUGAACGAGACCUCCCCUACUCCAUCAGCACCGGCUCCCAAUGGAACGGUGAAUGGUACCUCCCCUGCCCCUCCAUCAGCACCAGCUCCCAAUGGAACAUUGAAUGGUACAUCCCCUGCCCCUCCAUCAACACUGGCUCCCAAUGGAACAGUGAACGAGACCUCCCCUACUCCAUCAGCACCAGCUCCCAAUGGAACGGUGAAUGGUACAUCCCCUGCCCCUCCAUCAGCACCACCAAGCCUGGCUCCCAAUGCAAUCGUGAACGGUACCUCGGCACCUGCAAUAUCUGCAUCAACGGUGCCAGUCUCAAACAGCACAUCUACACCAACGGUGUCCAGCACGACCACCACGACCACCACAGCUACCCCUGUUGUACCAAUCAAAGAGUACCCUAUUUUCUUUAAAAUUGUCAAUCAAAAAUUUGACACUGCUCUGAAUGACAAAACAAGUCCUGCUUACAACGAUCUUGUGAACAUUAUCGUACCACAGCUUGAUGUGGUGUUCAGGAACGCCUAUGGAAAAAAAUUCUCCAGAACCCGAGUUAAUCAUUUCAGUAAUGGUUCGGUUAACGUGGAUGCUGUAGCAGAGUUUACCAAUCAAAGCGCACCAAACCAGGACAAUAUACUGAGGACACUUGUGACUUCCUUGGAAAACUCUUCAAUUCCAAAUUCAACACUGCAGCUGGAACCCACAUCUAUAAAUGUGUCAGAUGUCACGCUCGCCACUCUGCCGCUGCUCAAAGUAAACAUUGCCUUCCUCGCAUUGAACAAGGUCUACAGCAGUGCCAUGAACGACACCACCUCGGCUGAAUAUGCUGCCCUCAACACUACGAUCACACAAGAGGUGCAGAAUAUGUUCAUCGGUUAUUCAAAGCAACCAGUUUCAGUGGUGACCACAUUUUCGGAUUCUUCCGGUGUGGUCGGCGUGACCUCCAUAGCAUCAUUCAACACCACGAGCGUCGUCCCGCCUGUAGACGUCUUCGACCUUCUGCGCGCCAAGAUUAGCAACAACUCUCAGUUGGCGAGCACUGAUGUCUACGUUAAAGAGUCGUCCAUAGCCAUCGAUGGUACCAAGCCCUACAAUGUGGUCCCAUUGGUGAUGAAGAUCAACACCCCGUUUGUGGCCAAUCUGGCUACCAGAUCAACCGCUGAAUACAGCGCCCUGAAUAGCAAAUAUGCAGGAGAGCUGAAAAAUGUUCUUCUUAAGAAGUAUGGGCCCAACAACCCACUGUUACUGGACACAACAUUCAGUGACACCCCACCAUCAGUGCAGUCUUUGACCAACAUUAUCUUCAGUUCCGACAUCGUCACUAACGCCACAGAACUUCGCUCCCUCGUUGAAAGUGAAAUCGCAUUCCCAAUGCAGACCUUUGGAGGGUCUGGUCUUACAGUGGAUGCACAGACACUUUCUGUCGACGGUUUUAUGUCCUCCUACGUCUACCAGGCAAUUCAUCUCCGCAUCACCAACAGACAAUUUGUCAGCGACUUAAAUAAUGUCAACACCGACGCAUACAAAAACCUCUCCAGUGAAGUUCAGCAAGGGAUGUAUGCUGUAAUCCAUGGAUUGCACAGCAACCUUCGAUUGGUCACGAUCAACAGUUUCAGCUCUGGCUCUGUGCUAGUCGAGUCGACGGCCACGUUUGCGGACGCCGCACCACUCGCACAGACGGUUCUAAACGACCUGGUCGCCAACGCAACCUUUCCCAAUGGCUUGCAGCUCGAUCCCACAAACAUCAGUGUCAACAGCGCCACACCAACAACUGCGCCUACCACUGUUGCAACGGUAAAUGCAACGACUAACGCCACGGCCGUCCCGCUGGUGAACGCCACGGCGAACGCCACGGCCGUCCCGCUGGUGAACGCCACGGCGAACGCCACGGCCGUUCCGCUGGUGAACGCCACGGCGAACGCCACGGCCGUUCCGCUGGUGAACGCCACGGCGAACGUCACGGCCGUCCCCCUGGUGAACGCCACGGCGAACGCCACGGCCGUCCCCCUGGUGAACGCCACGGCGAACGCCACGGCCGUCCCCCUGGUGAACGCCACGGCGAACGCCACGGCCGUCCCCCUGGUGAACGCCACGGCGAACGCCACGGCCGUCCCCCUGGUGAACGCCACGGCGAACGCCACGGCCGUCCCCCUGGUGAACGCCACGGCGAACGCCACGGCCGUCCCCCUGGUGAACGCCACGGCGAACGCCACGGCCGUCCCCCUGGUGAACGCCACGGCGAACGCCACGGCCGUCCCCCUGGUGAACGCCACGGCGAACGCCACGGCCGUCCCCCUGGUGAACGCCACGGCGAACGCCACGGCCGUCCCCCUGGUGAACGCCACGGCGAACGCCACGGCCGUCCCCCUGGUGAACGCCACGGCGAACGCCACGGCCGUCCCCCUGGUGAACGCCACGGCGAACGCCACGGCCGUCCCCCUGGUGAACGCCACGGCGAACGCCACGGCCGUCCCCCUGGUGAACGCCACGGCGAACGCCACGGCCAUCCCCCUGGUGAACGCCACGGCGAACGCCACGGCCGUCCCCCUGGUGAACGCCACGGCGAACGCCACGGCCGUCCCCCUGGUGAACGCCACGGCGAACGCCACGGCCGUCCCCCUGGUGAACGCCACGGCGAACGCCACGGCCGUCCCCCUGGUGAACGCCACGGCGAACGCCACGGCCGUCCCCCUGGUGAACGCCACGGCGAACGCCACGGCCGUCCCCCUGGUGAACGCCACGGCGAACGCCACGGCCGUCCCCCUGGUGAACGCCACGGCGAACGCCACGGCCGUCCCCCUGGUGAACGCCACGGCGAACGCCACGGCCGUCCCCCUGGUGAACGCCACGGCGAACGCCACGGCCGUCCCCCUGGUGAACGCCACGGCGAACGCCACGGCCGUUCCCCUGGUGAACGCCACGGCGAACGCCACGGCCGUCCCCCUGGUGAACGCCACGGCGAACGCCACGGCCGUCCCCCUGGUGAACGCCACGGCGAACGCCACGGCCGUCCCCCUGGUGAACGCCACGACGAACGCCACGGCCGUCCCCCUGGUGAACGCCACGGCGAACGCCACGGCCGUCCCCCUGGUGAACGCCACGGCGAACGCCACGGCCGUCCCCCUGGUGAACGCCACGGCGAACGCCACGGCCGUCCCCCUGGUGAACGCCACGGCGAACGCCACGGCCGUCCCGCUGGUGAACGCCACGGCGAACGCCACGGCCGUCCCCCUGGUGAACGGCACGGCAGUUCCGCCAACAAACGCCACGGUGAACGGCACGGCAGUUCCGCCAACAAACGCCACGGUCAACGGCACGGCAGUUCCGCCAGCAAACGCCACGGUCAACGGCACGGCAGUUCCGCCAGCAAACGCCACGGUCAACGGCACGGCAGUUCCGCCAGCAAACGCCACGGUCAACGGCACGGCAGUUCCGCCAGCAAACGCCACGGUCAACGGCACGGCAGUUCCGCCAGCAAACGCCACGGUCAACGGCACGGCAGUUCCGCCAGCAAACGCCACGGUCAACGGCACGGCAGUUCCGCCAGCAAACGCCACGGUCAACGGCACGGCAGUUCCGCCAGCAAACGCCACGGUCAACGGCACGGCAGUUCCGCCAGCAAACGCCACGGUCAACGGCACGGCAGUUCCGCCAGCAAACGCCACGGUCAACGGCACGGCAGUUCCGCCAGCAAACGCCACGGUCAACGGCACGGCAGUUCCGCCAGCAAACGCCACGGUCAACGGCACGGCAGUUCCGCCAGCAAACGCCACGGUCAACGGCACGGCAGUUCCGCCAGCAAACGCCACGGUCAACGGCACGGCAGUUCCGCCAGCAAACGCCACGGUCAACGGCACGGCAGUUCCGCCAGCAAACGCCACGGUGAACGGCACGGCAGUUCCGCCAGCAAACGCCACGGUCAACGGCACGGCAGUUCCGCCAGCAAACGCCACGGUCAACGGCACGGCAGUUCCGCCAGCAAACGCCACGGUCAACGGCACGGCAGUUCCGCCAGCAAACGCCACGGUCAACGGCACGGCAGUUCCGCCAGCAAACGCCACGGUCAACGGCACGGCAGUUCCGCCAGCAAACGCCACGGUCAACGGCACGGCAGUUCCGCCAGCAAACGCCACGGUCAACGGCACGGCAGUUCCGCCAGCAAACGCCACGGUCAACGGCACGGCAGUUCCGCCAGCAAACGCCACGGUCAACGGCACGGCAGUUCCGCCAGCAAACGCCACGGUCAACGGCACGGCAGUUCCGCCAGCAAACGCCACGGUCAACGGCACGGCAGUUCCGCCAGCAAACGCCACGGUCAACGGCACGGCAGUUCCGCCAGCAAACGCCACGGCCGCUCCAACGAACGCCACUGCGAACGCCACGGUCGUUCCGCCAACAGACAGUACAAGCACGGCGACCACAGUAAAAACAUCAACUCCAACCGCCGUGCCAAACGUAGCAUACUCUGUAUUUUUUAAGAUUGUCAAUGAAGGCUUUACAGCCGAGCUGGCCAACAACACAAGUCCAGCUUACAAAAGCCUUGAAGACAACAUUGUGCUACAGCUUGAUCAAAUUUUCAGAAAAAAGUACGGAUCAAAGUUCAGCAAGACCCAUGUCUUGCGCUUCCGGAGUGGUUCAGUCAACGUUGAUGCCGAAGCAAUAUUUGUGAACGACAGCCCACCAGUGAAGGAAAAUGUGCUGAGGGCCUUUGUGAGCGGCUUGGAUCCAAAUGCUACAAUUCCAAAUACAUUACUGCAGCUGGCAACUAGCUCUAUUAACGUGUCUGAUGCCACGCUUGCCACUCUGCCACUACUCAACGUAAACACUACCUUCCUCGCGAUAAACAAGGUCUACACCAAUGUCAUGAACGACACCACCUCGCCUGAAUACCUUGACCUCAGCAAUCGGAUCAACCAAGAGGUGCAGAGUAUGUUCAGCAGUUAUUCAGUGCAACCAGUUUCGGUGAUGACAACCUUCUCGAACGUUUCCGGUGUGGUCGGCGUGACCUCCAUAGCGUCAUUCAACACCACGAGCCUCAUCCCACCUGUAGACGUCUUCAACCUUCUACGCUCCAAGAUUGACAACAACUCUCAGUUAGCAAGCACUGGUGUCUACGUUAAAGAGUCGUCCAUAGCCAUCGAUGGUACCAAGCCCUACAAUGUUGUCCUAUUGGCGAUGAAUAUCAACACCCCGUUCAAUGCCGCUCUGGCCGACCGAUCCAGCGCCGGCUACAGUGCCCUGAACAGCAAAUAUGCAGGAGAGUUGAAAAAUAUUCUGCAAUCAAAGUAUGGACCCAACGUGCUCUUACUGGACACAACAUUCAGUGACAGCCCACCGGGAGUGCUGUCUUCGACUGAUGUGAUCUUCAGUUCAGACACCAUCGUGAGCAAUACAGUACUUCGUUCCCUCAUUGAAAACGCCACCACCUUCCCAGAACAGACCUUUGGAGUGUCUGGUCUCACAGUGGAUGUAACGACGCUCUCUGUUGCCGGCAACCUAUCCAACUAUUUCUCACAGUUUAUUACACUCCGCAUCCUUAACAGGGAUUUCACUUCCGACCUAAACAACGUCAACAGCGAUGCCUACAAAAACCUCACCAAAGACGUUUGGAAAGGGAUUAAUGAUGUGCUGAAACCAAAGCACAACAACCUGCAGUACAUCCUCAUCAAAAAAUUCAGGCCUGGCUCCGUGAUAGUCGAGUCAACAGCUGCGUAUGCAAACACGGCACCCGACGCAAAUAUUGCUCUGUCCGAGCUGACCUCCAACAUAUUCUUGCCUGGUGGUGGUAACCUGCAGCUCGACCCUGCAGCAAGCAGCGUGGAUGGCGUUACACCAACAACUGCCCCUACCACUGUAGCAAUGGCAAAUACGACAGCCACUUCUCCAUCGGCAAACGCAACGGCGAACGCCACAGCCAUUCCUCUAACAUCAACAAACGCCACGGCUGCUCCGCCAACAAAUGCCACUGCGAACGCCACGGCCGCUCCGCCAAUAAACGCCACGGUGAACGCCACGGCCGUCCCGCCAACAAACGCCACGGUGAAUGCCACGGCCGUCCCGCCAACAAACGCCACGGUGAACGCCACGGCUGUCCCGCCAACAAACGCCACGGUGAACGGCACGGUCGCUCCUUCAACAAACGCCACGGUGAACGCCACGGCCGUCCCGCCAACAAACGCCACGGUGAACGCCACGGCCGCUCCUUCAACAAACGCCACGGUGAACGCCACGGCCAUCCCGCCAACAAACGCCACGGUGAACGGCACGGCCGCUCCGCCAACAAACGCCACGGUGAACGGCACGGCCACUCUGCCAACAAACGCCACGGUGAACGGCACGGCAGUUCCGCCAACAAAUGCCACGUUGAACGGCACGGCAGUUCCGCCAACAAACGCCACGGUGAACGCCACGGCAGUUCCGCCAACAAAUGCCACGUUGAACGGCACGGCCGCUCCGCCAACAAACGCCACGGUGAACGGCACGGCAGUUCCGCCAACAAAUGCCACGGUGGUGAACGGCACGGCAGUUCCGCCAACAAAUGCCACGGUGAACGGCACGGCAGUUCCGCCAACAAAUGCCACGGUGAACGGCACGGCAGUUCCACCAACAAACGCCACGGUGAACGGCACGGCAGUUCCGCCAACAAACGCCACGGUGAACGGCACGGCAGUUCCGCCAACAAACGCCACGGUGAACGGCACGGCAGUUCCGCCAACAAACGCCACGGUGAACGUUCCGCCAACAAACGCCACGGUGAACGGCACUGCAGUUCCGCCAACAAACGCCACGGUGAACGGCACGGCAGUUCCGCCAACAAACGCCACGGUGAACGGCACGGCAGUUCCGCCAACAAACGCCACGGUGAACGGCACGGCAGUUCCGCCAACAAACGCCACGGUGAACGGCACGGCAGUUCCGCCAACAAACGCCACGGUGAACGGCACGGCAGUUCCGCCAACAAACGCCACGGUGAACGGCACGGCAGUUCCGCCAACAAACGCCACGGUGAACGGCACGGCAGUUCCGCCAACAAACGCCACGGUGAACGGCACGGCAGUUCCGCCAACAAACGCCACGGUGAACGGCACGGCAGUUCCGCCAACAAACGCCACGGUGAACGCCACGGCAGUUCCGCCAACAAACGCCACGGUGAACGCCACGGCAGUUCCGCCAACAAACGCCACGGUGAACGCCACGGCAGUUCCGCCAACACGCCGGAACGCCACGGGUUCGAACGCCACGGGGCGGCAGUUCCGCCAACAAACGCCACGGUGA